Larimichthys crocea (large yellow croaker) is the source of this 1394-nucleotide messenger RNA. It is a transcript of the gene lrrc23, whose product is annotated as leucine rich repeat containing 23. The transcript has 8 exons. Bases 337 to 1299 code for a protein of 320 amino acids. Gene Ontology annotation, molecular function: protein binding. Lineage: Eukaryota; Metazoa; Chordata; Actinopteri; Sciaenidae. The record is from RefSeq and is a predicted model, not a curated record.
AAGCCUUUAACAAACCUGCGCUCAUGUUGCGGCUAUUGGGUUUCCAUGGCAACAACAAACGCGGUUUGCCCGUGAGGACCGUCUGAGAGAAACUGUUAGCUCUGUCAAAGCGUUAACUCCGCGUUUUUACUUACUUUUUCACUUUACUUGGUAUGUUGGUUGGUACAUUUAAGUACCUGUACAAUGACUGUACUGAACUAUUAAACUCAGGUAGCUGCUGUAACUUGGCAGGCCUAGCAACAGUCACAUAAACUACUUCUAGCCUGACAGGCUAUCAAGCUACCUCCAGCUGUAGGGACCCGCUACGUUUUGUGAAAACAAGCCGGACUGACCGGGAUGUCCGAGAUGGAUGAAGAUGCAGUCAUGUCGGAUGUAGAAGGAGAGGAAGAAGCGUAUCAAGAAGGAGGCGGAGAGGACGAGAAGGUACAGCUUUGCCAGUUGACCCAAGAAACCAUAAGUCAGGGGCUUUCCUUACUGUGCCGAACAGGAAAUGGACUUGGACAUGCAUUUGUCAAAUUGGAACUUCAAGACAAAAGUCUGAAUGACAUAGCUGCAAUCAGCAGUUUUAUUCACGUACGUUUUCUGGAUCUAUCCAACAACCACCUUACUGAUCUUUCUGCCCUGGCGUCUCUGACCCAGCUGCUUUGGCUGAAGGUUGACAGUAAUGCUGUGGCAUGUUUCAAAGAGCAACCUUUUGCUCACUUGACAUACCUGCAGUGGCUGAGUAUGGCAGUCAACCGGCUGACAGACCUGGAUGGCCUGGUGGGGCCUGCCUUGGAGAGUCUCAAUCUUUCAGGUAACAGCAUUGAGAGAGUGAGCAGUCUUCAGACUGGCUGUUUUGCCAACCUGGUAACUUUAGAGCUGAGGGGGAACCGCUUGGAUACCACUGAUGGCAUCAACCUUCCCAACCUGCAGCGGUUAUAUCUGGCCAAAAACUCUAUCAAACGUCUGGAGGGUUUAGAGAGGUUAGAGCGCCUCACUACACUUCACCUUCGAAACAACCAGCUAGAUACUCUGGAUGGCCUCAGCCCCAACAUGAAGUGUCUCCAGUACCUCAAUGUCAGAGGCAACGCAAUCGUAGAGGAGAAUGCCCUGCAGUGUCUCGGGCUUGUGUCAAAAACUCUGAGAGCUUUGGUCAUUUCUGAGAAUCCUCUGGUGGAGACAACAGACUGCCGAAUGAGUGCACUGAUGCUCCUGCCAUACCUGGAGAGACUUGAUAAAGAUCCUGUCUCCCCUGAGGAGAGGGCUGAGGCCCAGGAGAGAAUUAAGGAACUCAAUGAGGAAAUAUUGGACCCAUAGGAUUUGUAAUGAUGACCACAAUGAGGAAGUGUUUAACUUCCUUGAAAACAUGUCUGGUGUAUGUAUAGGUAUGAAAAGUAAUGUAUAUCUUAAAA